Messenger RNA from Mucor mucedo, 1221 nucleotides. RefSeq lists its product as uncharacterized. The record is from RefSeq and is a predicted model, not a curated record. Gene Ontology annotation, cellular component: cell periphery; cytosol. The coding region runs from base 1 to 1221 and encodes 406 amino acids. Gene Ontology annotation, molecular function: cysteine-type carboxypeptidase activity; cysteine-type deubiquitinase activity; K48-linked deubiquitinase activity. NCBI's taxonomy places the organism in Eukaryota, Fungi, Mucoromycota, Mucoromycetes, Mucorales, Mucoraceae. The transcript is spliced from 7 exons. Gene Ontology annotation, biological process: protein K48-linked deubiquitination.
AUGGAUGAAAUUCUCAAAGUAGGUGAUAUAAAGCUAGAGGGCGACCCAGUGAAAGGACAAGAAGGAGAAAAAACGACAGAAAAGGUACAAGAUGUACAAGAGGGAGUACAAGAUGAAGGACAACAAAAAGAAGAGGAACGGGAACUUUCAGUACGCCAUGAGGAGCCUCAAGUUAAUGGAGGAGAAGGAGAGGUACAAGCACAGGAUUUUGAGGUACAAUGUGACAAGGAUGAGUACUUGGUAAAGACAAUAGACUGGAAGGGGAAAAAGAUUCGCAUUAUUACACAAAACGAGAAUGGGCCUUGUCCGUUAGUGGCUAUCAGUAAUGUGUUAUUUUUGAGAGGUGAUUUAGAAAUUCAACCAGCGGAUCGAGAAGUGGUAAAUUUUGACUAUUUAGUGGAUAGAUUGGGUGACUAUCUAUUGAAUCAUGCACCCGCUGAAGAGCAAGAGACCUCCUCUUCGCGUAUUGAGCACUUGAUGAAUUACAGACACAACUUGGAUACGGCACUUUCAAUCUUGCCAAACCUAAAAACAGGACUCGAUGUCAAUGUUCAAUUUGAUUCUAUUCAUGGGUUUGAACCAACAGCUGAAUUAGCCAUGUUUGACUUGUUUAAUGUUGAUCUUGUCCAUGGUUGGGUUGCAGAUCCUCAAGAUAUUGAAACAUUUGAUAUAGUUGUAAAUAAGUGUAAAUCAUAUAAUCAAACAGUGGAGUUUAUUGUGCAAGCAAAUGAAAUUAGCUCACGUAUCCGACAAGAGCCCUUUACAUUAGCUGAAGAAGAAAAACUACACGAAGGCUAUAUAGCAACUGAGUUUUUAAAUAAUACAGCGACGCAGUUGACUUAUUUCGGACUUGAGCUUUUAUUAGAUUCAAUUCCAGUAGACACUUUGUGCGUGUUGUUCCGUAACAACCAUUUUUCGACGGUGUACAGACACCCUCAAUCAGGUUUAUACAUGCUAGUGACGGAUUCAGGAUUGGUAUUGGAACGGACUAUCAUUUGGGAGAGUAUUACUGAUGUCGAUCAAGGUUCAUCUGGAUUCUUUAAUGGUAAUUUCGAAACUCCCCGUAGUCCCAAAAAGGAUGUCAAUACCGAUUUAGAUUACGCCAUUGCCAUGUCUAUGCAGGACAGGCAAGAGGACCCGAAAAGGAAUAGCCAAAUAAGUAACAGUAACGGAUCAAGCAAGAUGAUGAAAAAGACAAAGGAUAAAUGUGUAAUUUCUUGA